AUGCACGGCGGCGGCCGGACACUCGUUACCGUCCUGAUCCUCGCCUUGUUCGCGCCACCGGCCGAUGCCAGCCCUUGGCAGGUCUGCGGGAACAGCGGCACCUACACGACCGAUAGCGCAUACCAAGCCAGCCUCAACCGAAUGGCCGACACUCUCCCGGACAACGCCUCCUCCUUGCCCACCCUCUUCGCCACCGGCGCCAUGGGCGCCGGCCCCAACCAAACGGUGUACGCCCUCGCGCUCUGCCGCGGCGACUUUGACGCCAGCUUUGGCUGUCUCGUAUGCCUCAAGUCGGGCUUCAAGGACGGGCAGGUGCUCUGUGAUUCCGACAUGGACGUCACCAUGUUCUACGACAACUGCCACGUCCGUUAUUCCAACCGGAACUUCCUCGCGUCCACCAACAACUCGCAGCAGCAUGCCUUCUUCAGUAGCUCCCCCUCCCUUGCCUCCUCAGUCGCCGCCCGCUUCAAGACUUUCGUCACCAAGCUCCUCAACGCCACCGCUGAUUACGCAGUGGUGGCCAACUCGACCAGAAAGUUCGCCACCGGUGAGAUGGACGUUGACAGGGACUACUUCGGCGGACAAUUCGACAAGAUCUCUUCGUUGGCACAGUGCACGCCGGACCUGACGUCGGCGCAGUGCCGUGCAUGCCUGGCGGCGGCCAUGUCGGGGAUGCCCCGGCUGGUAUUCCCUUCCAACCGCACGGGAGCGAGGGUGGUUGGCGAGCGCUGCGGCUUGCGUUUCGACGUAUUUCCCUUCUAUGACGGCAAACCCAUGGUGCGGUUGCAAGUUGGGGGACCAGGAGGAAAAACGAAGGCCACUCUAGCUGUCGUAAUUGUACUUGCAAUAUUGGGUGGACUAGUCGUAGUCACACUAAUUGGCCUUUUUUUCUGGCGGAAGAAGAGGUCACAAAGAAAAGCAUCACUCUUUGUAAAUGUAGAUGACAUGGAAAGUUUUGAGUCCAUCUUUAUUAGUCUGUCCACACUACAAUCGGCAACAAGCAACUUUGAUGAAAAGAACAAACUUGGUGAAGGAGGAUUUGGUGCUGUUUAUAAGGGUGCCCUCCCAAAUGGACAAGAAGUGGCAGUGAAGAAGCUUUGUCAGAUCUCAAAACAAGGUGUAGGACAAAUGAAGAAUGAGCUAGCUUUAAUAGCUAAGCUGCAGCACAAGAAUCUAGUUAGGCUUGUCGGUGUAUGCUUGGAAGGAGGAGAACAUUUGCUUGUGUACGAGUACAUGCCAAACAGAAGCCUAGAUAUCUUUUUGUUCGAUCCUGAAAGUGGCAAACAACUUGACUGGGGAGCACGAUGCAGAAUACUGAAUGGUAUUGCCAGAGGCCUGCAGUAUCUCCAUGAGCAUUCCCAACUGAAGAUAGUUCACCGGGAUUUGAAAGCCAGCAACAUUUUACUUGACGCAGAUAUGAAACCUAAGAUCUCAGAUUUUGGUUUGGCCAAGAUCUUUACUGACGAUGAAACUAGAAAAGUCACAAGCCGUGCCAUCGGAACACUUGGCUACAUGUCUCCAGAGUAUGCCAUGCGCGGGCACUACUCUACCAAGCUAGAUGUAUUUAGCUUCGGCGUUCUAGUUCUGGAGAUGGUAACGGGGCAAAGGAACAACUUCGCCGUCAACUCUGAGCGUUUUCAAGACCUCUUCUGUCUUGUUUGGAAGCACUGGGUGGAGGGAACUAUCGCAGAAAUAGCAGACCCCAGUUUAGGCAGGCACUACCCCAGGGGUGAGGUUCUGAAAUGCAUCAACAUUGGGCUGCUGUGUGUCCAGCAGAAACCCACUGACCGGCCAUCCAUGUCAUCGAUCGUCGUCAUGCUCGGCAGCGACACCGUCUCUCUAGAAGCUCCCUACAGGCCAGCCUAUGUCUUGGAUAGAAGCAGGAGCUACUCAGAGACUACUGAGCUAAUCAUUGAGCAGAUGUCUUCGGAGACUCAUUCCUCCAUCACAGAGCUCGCACCAAGGUAG
Messenger RNA from Triticum turgidum subsp. durum (durum wheat), 1968 nucleotides. NCBI's taxonomy places the organism in Eukaryota, Viridiplantae, Streptophyta, Magnoliopsida, Poales, Poaceae. The record is from the annotation of a GenBank genome assembly.